UAGGCAGGACGCGGCCUAGCGGCGGAGAGUGGAGACCGGGCGGCCGGGGGUCGAGACAGCGGAGCCGGAGGCCAGGGGACCCGGGGGUGGGGGGAGCGCAGAGCGCCCCAGCCCACCCUGCCCGCCGACAGUCACCGAGGAUGACGGAGCUGAAGUCGCCGUCCGACACCUACAAGGGCUGGCUCUUCAAAUGGACCAACUACAUCAAGGGCUACCAGCGCCGCUGGUUCGUGCUCAGCAACGGGCUGCUCAGCUACUACAGAACCCAGGCGGAGAUGGGCCACACCUGCCGCGGGACCAUCAACCUGGCCACGGCCAACAUCGCGGUGGAAGACUCGUGCAACUUCGUCAUCUCCAACGGCGGCGCGCAGACUUACCACCUGAAGGCCAGCUCGGAGGUGGAGCGGCAGCGCUGGAUCACCGCCCUGGAGCUGGCCAAGGCCAAGGCCGUCCGCAUGCAGGCCGAGUCAGAUGACUCGGCGGACGAGGAGCCGGCCUCGCAGGCGGACAAGACGGAGGUGCAGAACACGCUGCGGACGCUGGUCUGCAAGGUGGAGGACCUGUCCACCUGCAACGACCUGAUCGCCAAGCACGGCACGGCCCUGCAGCGCUCCCUCAGCGAGCUCGAGAGCCUGCGGUUGCCCGCCGACAGCGGAGAGAAGAUCAAGCAGGUCAACGAGAGGGCCACGCUCUUCCGCAUCACCUCCAACGCCAUGAUCAACGCGUGCCGGGACUUCCUGCUCCUGGCGCAGGGCCACAGCCGCAAGUGGCAACGGGCCCUCCAGCACGAGCGGGAGCAGCGGAUCCGGCUGGAGGAGACCCUCGAGCAGCUGGCCAAGCAGCACAACAACCUGGAGCGGGCCUUCCGCGGGGCCACCCUCCUCCCGUCGAGCACCGUCCCCCACGCCGGAUCCGCCAAGGGGAGCGGGAACAGCCGGGAUCUCAGCGACGAGGAUGACGAGAAUGAAUUCUUUGACGCCAUGGAGGACGUGGCAGAGUUCAUCACUGUUCAGGCCGAUGCCCGAUACCACAGGCGGACCGGCAGCAACAUCAGUGGUGCCAGCAGCGAGGGUGGCUUCGACGAUCAGGCCUUGGAGGACCCGCUGUCAGCAGCGAGCAGCUCCACCACCCUGGAGGGCUCCUUCAAGGAGAUGGCGGUUAAGCGGAACCGGCGGACGAGGAUCCCGGACAAGCCCAACUACAGCCUCAACCUCUGGAGCAUCAUGAAGAACUGCAUCGGCAAGGAGCUGUCCCGUAUCCCCAUGCCGGUGAACUUCAACGAGCCGCUGUCCAUGCUCCAGCGGCUGACCGAGGACCUGGAGUACCACGACCUUCUGGACCGAGCCUCCAAGUGCGAGAGCUCCCUGGAGCAGCUCUGCUACGUGGCGGCCUUCACCGUCUCCUCCUACUCCACCACCGUGUACCGCACCGGCAAACCCUUCAACCCCCUGCUGGGCGAGACCUUCGAGCUGGACCGGCUCGACGAGGAGGGCUUCCGCUCCAUCUGCGAGCAGGUGAGCCACCACCCCCCUGCGGCCGCCCACCACGUGGAGUCCAAGUGCGGCUGGACCCUGCGGCAGGAGAUCGCCAUCGCCAGCAAGUUCCGCGGGAAGUACCUCUCCAUCAUGCCCCUGGGCAGCAUCCACUGCACCUUCCACCAGAGCGGAAACCACUACACCUGGAAGAAAGUCACCACCACCGUCCACAACAUCAUCGUCGGCAAGCUCUGGAUCGACCAGAGCGGGGAAGUUGACAUCGUCAACAAGACCACAGGCGACAAGUGCCACUUGAAGUUUGCACCAUACAGCUAUUUCUCCCGGGACGUGGCUCGAAAGGUCACCGGAGUGGUCACGGACAGCACGGGCAAGGCGCACUACAUCCUGUCGGGGACCUGGGACGAGAAGAUGGACUACUCCCGCGUCCUGCAGAGCAGCAAGGGGGUGAACGGCACCGAGGGGCGGCAGAAGACCGUCUACGAGACCCUCCGGGGCAAGGAGUUGUGGAAGAGGCACAAGAUCCCGGAGCACGCUGAGUUGAUGUACUACUUCUCGGAGCUGGCCCUGACGCUGAACGAGCCCGAGGAGGGCAUUGCGCCCACCGACAGCCGCCUGAGGCCCGACCAGCGGCUGAUGGAGAACGGGCGCUGGGAUGAGGCCAACAUGGAGAAGCAGAGGCUGGAGGAGAAGCAGCGCGCGACGAGGAGGCGGCGGGAGGCGGAAUCCUGCCGCUCGGUGGAGGAGGGCCAGAGCCCGCUGGAGUCCACCUACCGGCCGCUGUGGUUCGAGAGGCACGAGGACCCGUACACCAAAGAGCAGGUUCACGUCUACAAGGGCGGCUACUGGGAGGCCAAGGAAAGACAGGACUGGGCCCAGUGCCCCGAGAUCUUCUGAGAUCCCCUGCCGUGUGCGUGCGUGCGUGCGUGUGUGUGUGUGUGUGUGUGCGCGUGCGUGUGUGUGCGUGCAGUUUGAGGGCCCCGGGCUCGGUCCGUUGCCGUCUGCCUGGGACGGGACCGACUUGGGUGGGGGGGGAGUGGGUGGCUCACCUUCCUGCUCGGUCUGGCCUCUCCUCGUCCUCCCUGCUCGGCGGGAGCCCUCACUUACCAGGGGGUGGGGGGGGUGUUUGUUUGGGUGUUUGGGGAAAAGUUGUCCUGGACAGGUCUGGCUUCCCCCCACCCCCUUCCCCUCAUCCUUUCAGCAGCCUCCUCCCUCCUCUCCCCUGGGUCCCAUUGCCCCUCCCUAUUUUCUCUGGGUCCAUCUCCUCCACCUCCCCCUCUGGGUCUCAGAGCUGCUCUGCUCUCCCCUGGGUCCUACUGCCCCCCUUGUUCCCGCUACCCCUUCCUCCCCCUCCUCCCCCCCCCCGAAGAUGUCAGCUGCCCCUCGGGGGGCAAUUCGGGGCGGAGGAUCCUGUUUGUGUGCCUCGUCCUGUCGUGGAAUCUUGGUGUGGUUUUUGGGGGGUGUGGGGUGGGGUGGGGGGGGGCCACUGAGGGGAGCGUUAAUCUGUGUGGGGCAGGUCCAUGGAUAGGGGAGCGUCUCCCCGUGGGAGAAGGCAGUCUCGCCCGGGUAUCAGGCUGGGGUCUGUACUGAGGGGGCGCAUCGCACUGAGAGUGGGCCGAGGGAGGAGGGAGCAGACUGCCCUCCUACUGGCGGUUUGCCCCCUUCUGAGAGACAGCAUGGUACAGGGUGCCUUUUGGGGGUGCGGGGGUGGGAGGCUGGACGUUAGCGAGCCCUCCCGAGGGGAGUGGAGGGUAGGGUGCAAGUUUUAAUCUCUCUUCCUGUCCCGGACCAAUAUUUAAUCUGCUGAGGGACGCCACUGUGAUCUUAUCCGGCCCGACGGGACUCGCGUUGCAGUGUGUGGGGUCUUUGCUGUGCACAGCCUGUCUGCUGCCUUUCUGACACUACCACGCCGAUUACACUUCAAUAAAGGAAAUUGUUGGCUGUU
Messenger RNA from Hypanus sabinus (Atlantic stingray), 3438 nucleotides. RefSeq names its product oxysterol-binding protein 1-like. The record is from RefSeq and is a predicted model, not a curated record. Bases 141 to 2390 code for a protein of 749 amino acids. Gene Ontology annotation, cellular component: intracellular membrane-bounded organelle; cytosol; membrane. NCBI's taxonomy places the organism in Eukaryota, Metazoa, Chordata, Chondrichthyes, Myliobatiformes, Dasyatidae. Gene Ontology annotation, molecular function: sterol binding. The transcript has 14 exons.